Molecule: messenger RNA, 1545 nt
Organism: Nematostella vectensis (starlet sea anemone)
Lineage: Eukaryota; Metazoa; Cnidaria; Anthozoa; Actiniaria; Edwardsiidae
Product: dual specificity protein phosphatase 3
Exons: 2
Coding region: 26-604 (192 amino acids)
Biological process (GO): protein dephosphorylation; negative regulation of MAPK cascade
Cellular component (GO): cytoplasm
Molecular function (GO): MAP kinase phosphatase activity; protein tyrosine/serine/threonine phosphatase activity
Source: RefSeq, a predicted model, not a curated record
GCCCCAUUCCCUCUCCAGACUAAAGAUGGCGGACAACAUGGGAAGCGAAGAGUCUACACCGGAAAUUACAGUCGAAGACUUGAAAAAAAUCAUAAAUGAGACAAUCGGGAAGUACAGGUUUCCCAGUAAAGCUUAUGAUGAAGUGUUUGACGGGAUAUAUGUCGGUGGCGCUGUAACUGCCAUGGAGGAGGAUCAACUUGUUGCCCUUGGUGUUACCCAUGUUCUAAAUGCAGCACAGGGCACCAAGAGACUCUCACAUGUCAACACUGACGCAAGCUUCUACAAAUCAGGAAUAAUCUUCCAUGGUAUCCCUGCAACAGAUGUGUUCAUGUUUAAGCUGAACAAAUAUUUUGAUGAAGCAGCAGACUUUAUUGCUAGUGCAGUUGGCACCAAGAAUUGCCCAAAGAAUGGCAGAGUCUAUGUCCACUGCAAAGAAGGCAUUAGUCGAUCUGCUACUCUUGUCCUGGCAUAUCUAAUAAAACAUCAGCAGAUGGGUUUAACCAAUGCAUUGAGGACUGUGAGAAGUAAACGCAUGGUGUAUCCAAACAUGGGUUUUAUGGAGCAGCUCAUAGAUUAUUCACACAAACUCAACAGAUGCUUUUAGUUGUAGAUUGAUCCCAAUUUUUUUUAAAUUAUCAAAAAGACAGACUUCUGAAUGGGCAUCACUUCCCAGAUCCAGGGGAAAUUGUGAUCCAUGUGUUGAUAUUCCUCUCCUGGAUAAAUCAAUUUUUCGAUUCAGAUACAAUUAGCUGAUUGCACUUGUGGGGAUUCAAUAACUGAGGAUUUCACUUUGAUGCCUAGUUGCACCAUCUUCUAAUAUUAGGGGCCAUGUAUCUUUGUCAGCUAUUUUUUUGUCAUCCUAGCAAAUGCCAAGUCUGAGAAAGCAUUCAUUUCCAUGGGUUGAUUAUAUGAAGCUACUGCGAUAUUUUCAAAAAAAAGUUUUCAAAUUUGUUUUAAAAUAGCUGUUUCAACAACUAAUUUGUCUGCCAAUGUUGAUAGUGAAAACAAUAAAGAUGUGGCUGAAAAGAGCCCUAUAGAGCAGGGGGACCAAAAGCAUGCACACAAGAUUUAUCUGCAUGCUUAAAUUUGUGAUAUCAUCAUCCAUCUCUGUUGUAAAUUUGGCUGAGCAAUAAGGCGGACCAGUUCUUAACCAUAGGUUUGUUGUGCCCUACACAUGUCCAGUUAUUAAAAUCUUGGGCUUUGUUUUUUCAUUUGAAGCCAAUAUGGUUUUUGUGCUCUGGAAAACUGCAAUUCACCGUGUUGCAUGUUUUUUCUAUCAUCUUGUGGGCAUUUUCUUUUUGUUUUAGAAUGUGCAAAAACAUGCAUCGUAUUAUGUAUAUAUCAAAUAAUGUGUAAAUAACCAGAGGUCCUUUUUACAUUUUUGUCAGGUUAAGGUUAUUUAAUGGAAAACACUACCAGUUGGGGUCAUGAUUAUUGUAAGUUUUAUAAGAAAAAAAAAGUUGAGAUAAUUACUUAAGUCCUACUUAAGUAAAAACAAAUGCCAUCUUUUAGCUGAGUUAUAAAAUACACAGUAAUGAUGUUUAA